UGUGGGCCGGCCUGGCUGAAGAAGAACCAGGAGGAAGGAGGACCCAGGAGGAAGAGUCUCAGUUGGAGCAAAGUCUCAGCCAUUCUUCACAAAGCUGAUAAGGAGUCGUCGAGCCACCUUUCAAAGGAGGCUGACCUACAGGGAUGGCUCUUCCUACUCCUGCCUUGACCAGUCAUUGACAGGGACAGCCUGCAGGCAGCACAACCUCCGUGCCAAGUCAUGGGGGCGAUAGAUUAAGGGCCCAGCUGUGGGGCCCUUGGUCAGUCACACCAAUUAUGCCACCAUGGCACGAGGUUCACAGUGCAUUGUUGUUUUCUUUCUUCUUUUUAUUUUUUAAUUUAAGUCAUUAAUUAAUUCAUUUUAAAACUUUUGGCCACACCCUGUGGCAUAUAGGGUCUUAGUUCCCUGACCAGGGAUCUGACCUGCACCCUCUGCAUUGGGAGGCUGAGCCUUAAAACCACUGGACCACCAACGAAGUCCCAGGGGUGCAUUUUCGCGGCCCCCACAAGUCCCUCUCAGCCAGCGCACUGAGCAGCAGCUCUCCCGUCCUCCUUAACCCCUUGGAGAUAAUUCAGAAAUACAAGCCCACGCCUGAAAGCGACCAGGAGGAAGGGUAGCUUUAGAUGAUGCAAACAGAAAUUCCACCGGCCUCCAGAUACUAUCAUGUGUCAUGUUUCGCCAGGCUCCACAAGCUUGUGCUUCAGACUGUCUUGGUCACUUGCAGGUGAGCAGGCUCAAGACGCUACUCCCCAGCAAGGAGAACAUGACUGACACUGAGUUUGACUACGUUCACAAGCUGGCUGAGGACUAUCUGAAAUAUGUGUUGCAGAUACAGCAACCUGGAUCCAAGCCAAGCAAAACAUCCAGGGUGUUACAAGACGUGGCUUCCUCUGUCCAGGACGAAGUGGAAAGGACUUUGAAGCAGUGCUUGGAUAAGUUUGAUGUGGUGUCUGUAGACACUGCCAGAACAAUAUUCAACCAAGUGAUGGAAAAGGAAUUUGAAGAUGGCAUUGUUAACUGGGGCAGGAUUGUAACCAUAUUCGCCUUUGAAGGUAUUCUUACCAAGAAACUUCUGAGCAAGCGUAUUGCCUCAGACAUGGACAUGUGCAAGGACAUUUCUUAUUUCGUGGCGGAGUUUAUCACCGAAAACACAGGAGAGUGGAUAAGGCAAAACGGAGGCUGGGAAAAUGGGUUUGUAAAGAAGUUUGAAACCAAAUCUGGCUGGCUGACUUUUCUGGAAGUUACAGGAAAGAUCUGUGAAACAUUAUGUCGUCUGAAGCAAUACUAUUGACUGAAAAGGACACUCCACAUUGUGAAAUCUGUCUAAUUUUUUAAACUCAUACAAGAAGUACUGUCAACACUUACUUCUACUUCUAAACAGAGAACUUUGAUGAUGUAACUUGACAUUCUGGAGUUAUGGGAAUUUUGUCCCCGUUUUAGUGAAUAAAUUUUAUAUAUUACUUGCAGCUAUAUGUGAUGUGUACUGUCUGGGAGUCUAGCAACAAAA
Molecule: messenger RNA, 1507 nt
Organism: Capra hircus (goat)
Lineage: Eukaryota; Metazoa; Chordata; Mammalia; Artiodactyla; Bovidae
Gene: BCL2A1
Product: BCL2 related protein A1
Exons: 3
Coding region: 671-1291 (206 amino acids)
Biological process (GO): mitochondrial fusion; extrinsic apoptotic signaling pathway in absence of ligand; positive regulation of apoptotic process
Cellular component (GO): mitochondrial outer membrane
Molecular function (GO): channel activity; protein homodimerization activity; protein heterodimerization activity
Source: RefSeq, a predicted model, not a curated record